Molecule: messenger RNA, 2154 nt
Organism: Hydatigera taeniaeformis
Lineage: Eukaryota; Metazoa; Platyhelminthes; Cestoda; Cyclophyllidea; Taeniidae
Source: the annotation of a GenBank genome assembly
UUUGACCUUAAAAUGAUUCAACAACUCUUUAUGGACUACGCUAACAAGAUGCAAGUGGCUACCUAUGUGGGUGUGGAGGAUUUUGCUGACAGAUUUAAUUUCAUCUUUACUGUCAUAAUACUCCUCAUCUGCACUGCUGUGGUUACUGUGAAGCAGUAUAUUCUAAAACCAAUCUCAUGUUACAUUUCCACCGAUGUUGGUGGGAAGAAUCUCCUUGACUAUGUGGAAAACUACUGCUGGGUUCAAGGCACCAUUCCUAUAUCUUACUCCAGUGACGUCCCGGAAACAGAAGAUGAUUGGAAUAGACUAGAAAGCCGUAAAAUAUUGUACUACCAGUGGGUACCGUUCGUGUUGGGUCUGCAGUGCAUACUUUUCUACAUUCCGCGAGUUAUAUGGCAGAUAAUCUGCUACAACCAAACCGGCACGGACCUUUACCACCUCAUUUCAAUGGCCAAUGAGGCGUGUCAUUCAAAAGCUGACAAGCGGGAGGAAAUGGUGCAAAACUUGGCAAAAUCCAUCGAACGCCUCUUGUAUCAUGAGGGUAAAUCGCAACUAUUAUCCAAGCGGUUGAGUCAUCUCAGAAGCAACACCUUCCUUCGGCAAGUGUUUAAAUACCGUAGUACUCUGGUUGUUCCAACUUACCUUCUCAUCAAACUCUUCUGUCUCGCCAACUCCUUGGUCCAAGUCUUCCUCAUGCAGAUCUUUCUGGGCUUUAAAAUCACCAAAGCACCCUACGGUCUAGUUGUCCUAUGCAACCUCCUUGCGGGCAAGGAUUGGCAGACGACCCUCGUCUUUCCACGAGUGGCUUUCUGCUAUGUUAAGGUGAAAAAUCUGGGUGCCAGAGACAAUGCUAUCACGGCUCAAUGUGCGCUUCCCGUGAACAUGCUGAAUGAGAGAAUCUACGUCUUCCUCUGGUGGUGGAUCCUCUGCGGCGGUGUUCUAACGCUGUCCAGCCUCGCCACAUGGGUGGUGCGCGUGGUGUCGCGUGAAUCUAAGAUCAGAUACGUGGAGCGUUACCUCGGUAUGCGCACUAAUGAGGUUGACCCUGAGGAGGAGCGGCUCUUUGCUACCAAAUUUAUUCGUCAAGAUGGAGACUUCUUGCUGCGAAUGAUAGCUACCAACUCGGGGGAGAUUCUGGCUGGUGAUGUAGUUGGUGUGCUUUGGGAACGGUAUAGGCGUAACAAAGAUCUCAAGACCUCCAAUCGUCUCUUACCAUACACUACAGUAAACGGAGUCGGCCAGCCUGAGGACGAUAGAAAUUCGAAGUCCUCACAUUCUAUCGAAGGGGAAAAGGGGAAUGACUUUCAUCGCGAAAUUCGGACUGGCAAAGUUGCCCGAUUGAGGCGAAAAGCCUUCAAAUUUUGUUCUCUCCUCUACAUCGGGAAACGUCUGGGCAAUCGCCUUUUUGGAACUUACCUAAUAAUCAAGGCUCUCUACAUCCUCAACUCGGUGGGUCAAAUCUACAUUCUGGAGUCCUUUAUUGGACUAGAUCACAAGUCUCACAACAGUCUCGGAGUCACGAUGACGAAAAAUAUAAUCGAUGGAAAGGAUUGGCAGGCAACCCUGAACUUCCCCCGCGUAGGAUUUUGUGUAGUCCCCAUUCGCCAAUUGGCCGGUCAGGUGUACGUGACAGCCCAGUGCGCUUUGCCCGUUAACAUGCUCAACGAGCGAGUGUACAUCUUCCUCUGGUACUGGUUUCUACUCGGCGCUGUAGUGACUAUCGCUAGCGUCCCGAUGUGGCUACUGCGCAUGGCCCGUCGGCGCGGGCGCACCCACUUUGUGAAACGCUAUUUGCGGCUGAAUGACCUAUGUUCGCCCAAAGAUAACAUUAUGGUAAAGAAGUUCUGCCAUCACUUCUUGCGCCAUGAUGGAAUCUUCCUCCUCCGUAUGAUGGCUAUCAACUCAGGGAGCACCAUUUGCGGCGAAGUGGUACAGAAGCUCUGGUCUAUUUACAAGACCAAGUACUACAGUCAUGAUUUCAAUCAUGCUGACGACGACGUAGAGGAGGACGAGGCCAGUGAGAGCGACUUUCCAGGAGUCGUCGGGAGGCAUCACACGACUAUCCAGCUGGAGGCCGAGAAACCCUCCGCCCCGCCCCCGUCUUCCUCUAGUGGCUACAGCGAGGAUUUUGAACUGAAGAAGCAGCCUAUUUGA